GGUGACUCAAGUUAGCCGCAGCGGCCGUAGCGGCCAACAUGCUCUAAGGCUAAGCCCUAGCAACCUUACAGUGGGGCCAAACCCCUCCAAACCCAAAAUUUCCUCAUCGCCAUCACAACGUCGCGGCAAGACGUGUUCCAACCAAACCAACAACGAAUAUCCUACUCCGGAUCGCCUUAUUUUGUUUGAGACAAUGGAAAUCCCUGAACCAGUGCUUCUGGACGACGACAGCAAGGCAGAGCUGGAAGAACUUGUCAAAAUUCCCGAAUAUGAAAUACGAAGGAGACCCCACACAGCACUCUCAAUCGUGACAAUGAAUGUGAAUCCUGCACAUGUCCAGAAAAUUGGAAAGCAUCUAAAACUGGAGGCUCCGCGGUACAUUAAGCUCUAUCGACGCGACAAUGAGGGCUUCAUAGGCACUGGACCGGUGAUCGCCAUACGAGUUCCACUUGAUGACGGCCGACGAGUGGACAUUGCGAGGGACCAGGAGUUACCAAGGAGUGAAUUGAAAUUCGGCUAUGCGUAUAAACUACCAUGGGCGCCUUGGGUUUCUGAUGCGGUUUACCUACUUUGCUUCCGAUGAAUGCAGGUCUCCGAGUACUCUUGUCAAUUCAAAGCUUGUGAUAUAGUCUAGGAGAUCAUGUUAUGCAAAUAGUUCAACUGAGCUGUCAGCCUGCCUAAACACAGGCAUAUAUUCCUCCAAACCUUCGAGAUCCCAUACCUCCAUGUCUUCGCAGUGAGGACCCAAGGGCAAGCUUCUAACAUCAGUCAACAUGCCUAACAAAGGGUCAUCUGUUCCGCCCAGCCCAUCUUGUUCCACGGUUUGCAUCAAUGAAGCGGCGGUCGGUUGUGGUGGAAGCGAUCGUGGAUGUUGUUCUGCCGCUGUGGAGUUAUGGUAGUCACUAAAUUGCGUAGCUGCCGAAGUUGUAGCUUGACUUCGAUGGUUUGGAUGUUGUUGUCGGCGAUGUCGGAGAAGGUUUGAACGGUUUGUGAAGUUCUUAUUGCAUAUUUGGCAGACUUCAUAGUGCUGCUUUUUGGUAUGAUCUUUAAGGUCAUCCUUUGUUUGAAAUACUUCGUCACAUUGCAUGCAAAGGUGUCCUCCGUGCAUGUCCAGAUAGUGCUGAUGCAUUCCCUUUGCCUUGAGUACCUGGUUACAGCUCUUGCAAUUUUGUUUCUUCGGACGAUUGCGACGACUGUGAAGAUUUCGCUGGGGUUGUUUGCUGCGUCCGAUGAUUGACUUUCCCUGAGCAGCUGCUGUCUGUUGUAUCUCAUCAGCGUCAUGUGUGCCAUUCGCGUCAUCUUUGUUGUCUGUCUCAAGCGUGUCGACCGUCUCUAGGUUUGCAUUGUGCAUCCUGCCAUCUGGUUCUCCGACAGAGCUUGCCAGCCGAGAGAUAACCCCCAUGAUCUCGGAGGCAUCGCUGUGUCCGCCCAUCACAAUUGGAUUCCUCCGGGCGGCUGUUGUCUGCUGCGUCUCAGUGUCGUUAGUGUUGUGUGUACCGUGCGAGUUGUUGAUCUCAUGCGUAUCGGGCAUUUCUUGAUUUAUGCCGUGUUCAGCGUCGUGCUUGUGAGUGUUAUGCGCGUUGUCUGCCUCAUAUGUAUCGAGCGUCUUCAAUUCACCAUGAGAGCUUGCUUGCCGAGAGACAACUCCCAUGAGCUUGGAGAAAUCCCGCUGCAGCUUAGAAAAAGCCUGCUCUAGUCCAGAGACUUUGUGGGUAAGGCAAACAUACUCAUUAUACUGUCGCAUGAGAAGGUAUGAACAGGUACCAUGGUCCGGAUUAUUGACUUGCUCCAUUGUGAAAGCUAGUUUGACAGAUUGAGAAUUCCAAAACGAUAGAUAAAUGAUCCUAAAAGAAAGUGUUUGGGGCUGCGACAACAAAUAGCUUAAGAAGUUGGAACUUCAUAGCCGGCUAAGCCAAAUUGGAUAGUUGUACCCACUUCCCCAUCCCGUCACGCGCCCCCACACGCUAAUGCACCACCUUCACAUCGCUAUGCACCUCGACAAAAUCGAACCCGAGGGUCCGAGAGAUAUCAAUUUGGAUCCCCGAGCGCUGUCGCUGUGUAAAACAAACAAUGGUGCCCUCGUACACCUCAUCGCGAUAAAUAGAGUCUCGGUGCUGGGGAAGUGGUAAGUUUGCAGGUGGCAGCGUGCCAAGCAUUGACAUGGCCCGAGACGCCGAGAAAUCGGUCGAUUGUAGCCCCAUACUCCAUGGUGAGUGCUUAUUUCGGCGAUAAACAGGACUUGGGCACUGAGGAAGCCCUAAGUCUGAGGUUGGCAGCAUUCCUGGCAAAGACCAUGGGGAAGUCGAGUCAUUAGUCGAUUGCAGCCCGUGGUCCCAUAGCAAGGGUUCUUCUUUAUGGUGAAAGCUUGGGCGCUGAGGAAGUUCUAAGUUUGUAGAUGUCGGUAUUCCAGAAGAGAGUGUUAGCUUCGGGGUUGAGGUAGUUGCUUUGAUCCAUUCCCAACAAUAAAAAAAAAACCCCUUUAGAAUGAGUAUGAAAGAUGAAAGUGUGGUCCUAAUCCGACUCCAACAACCAGCAUGCAAGCCAUCAUCAUCAAAGCCAUCAUCGGAGAAACGGGAUACGUUGAUGAAUGAAUUGGGCAUGUUGUCAGUGGGCUGACUGGAAAGCUAUCAAAUUCAUUGUGGAAUUGCGACAUCUUUCCUUUCAACGGGCGCCAGAAUGAGAAACUGCUUCGAGUUAUAGACUUCUGCGCAAGACUUUGUGCGAUAGAAUUGCUUCACUGGAAGAUCAACAUAGGAUUAGUGUAAGACUCUGUAACGUGUAAUAAUGAGAGAAAAAAAAGAAAAAAUUGCCAUGCGUAAGAUUUGUAAAUGUAAUGUAAGAUCAAUUGUAAGUGUAAGAUUGGUGAAAGAUCAUGUAAAC
This is a messenger RNA of Blastomyces gilchristii SLH14081, 2880 nucleotides long. RefSeq lists its product as uncharacterized. The transcript is spliced from 3 exons. Bases 194 to 583 code for a protein of 129 amino acids. Lineage: Eukaryota; Fungi; Ascomycota; Eurotiomycetes; Onygenales; Ajellomycetaceae. The record is from RefSeq and is a predicted model, not a curated record.